AUCUUGACCAUUGACUCCUCCAGGGGAGAUCUGAGCCGCUGCGAGCUGCCUGCAUGACUCUCCCCAGAUCGAAGAUGGCGGUGUCCGUGUUCCCAGGCGUGCGCCUCCUCUCCAUCGGAGACGCCAAUGGAGACAUACAGCGACAUUCAGAGCAGCAGCCUCUGCGACUAGAGAUCAAAACCAACCAGGACGCGGCUCUCAUAAGCCUCUCGAACAACGAGGAGACAUGCGUCUUUAAGUGUUCAGUAUCAAGGGAGACAGAAUGCAGUCGUGUUGGGAAGCAGUCCUUCAUCAUUACUCUGGGCUGUAACAGUGUCCUCCUGCAGUUUGCAUCUCCAGCAGAUUUCUCGUCAUUCUAUAACCUCCUGAAGAAUUGCCGUGGACACAGGGGCGAACGUUCGGUCUUCAGUGAGAGGACGGAGGAGUCCUCAGCUGUACAGUAUUUUCAGUUUUAUGGCUACCUCUCUCAGCAACAAAACAUGAUGCAGGAUUACGUGCGAACUGGAACAUAUCAACGAGCCAUCCUCCAGAAUCAUACAGACUUCAAGGAUAAAGUGGUGCUGGAUGUAGGUUGUGGCUCUGGAAUUCUAUCAUUUUUCGCAGCUCAGGCUGGUGCCCGUAAAGUUUAUGCUGUGGAGGCCAGCACCAUGGCUCAACAUGCAGAGGUUCUUGUGAACAGCAACAGGUUGUCAGAGCGUGUUGUGGUGAUUCCUGGGAAAGUGGAGGAAGUGUCCCUACCCGAGCAGGUUGACAUUAUUAUCUCUGAACCCAUGGGCUACAUGUUGUUCAACGAAAGGAUGCUGGAGAGCUAUCUACAUGCCAAGAAAUUCCUCAAGCCUAGCGGCAAAAUGUUUCCAACCCUUGGAGACGUUCACCUCGCUCCUUUCACAGAUGAGCAGCUUUACAUGGAGCAGUUUACGAAGGCCAAUUUCUGGUACCAGCCAUCUUUCCAUGGGGUGGAUUUGUCUGCGCUGAGAGGAGCUGCGGUUGAUGAAUACUUCAGACAGCCUAUUGUGGACACUUUUGAUAUCAGGAUCCUUAUGGCCAAAUCAGUGAAAUAUACGGUCAACUUUUUAGAAGCUAAAGAAGACGAUCUUUACAAGAUAGAAAUCCCCUUCAAAUUCCACAUGAUGCAUUCAGGGCUUGUACAUGGGCUGGCUUUUUGGUUUGAUGUCGCAUUCAUUGGAUCAGCGAUGACUGUGUGGCUCUCUACGGCCCCCACCGAACCCCUCACUCACUGGUACCAGGUGCGCUGUCUGCUGCAGUCACCUCUCUUUGCCAAGGCAGGGGACACAAUGUCAGGCACUGCACUUUUAAUCGCCAACAAGAGACAAAGCUAUGACAUUAGUAUUGUUGCUCAAGUGGACCAGACAGGCUCCAAGUCCAGUAAUCUACUUGAUCUCAAGAACCCCUUCUUCCGGUACACGGGCACAACACCCACCCCACCUCCAGGCUCACACUAUUCCUCCCCCUCAGAGAACAUGUGGAACACUGGGGGGACCUAUAGCAUGAGCCAAGGCAUGGCUGUGUCAGGGAUGCCUACAGCUUAUGAUCUCAGCACUGUCAUCGGUGGCAGUGGGACAACAGUGUCCCACAACAAUCUCAUCCCCCUUGGUACAGACACGCAUGCACUGAACACGGGGAUUGUGAACCACACUCACUCCAGAAUGGGCUCUAUAAUGAGCACCGGAAUUGUCCAGGGGGCCACAACUGCCCAGCAGGGUCCCAGCAGCAGCAGUCCUCAUUACCCCGUUACCAACCAGUUCACCAUGGGCGGCCCAGCUAUCUCCAUGGCAUCUCCUAUGGCCAUCCCCAGCAACACCAUGCACUACGGGAGCUAAGGCCAAGGGAUGGCUUCUGCAUGUCCAAUUCCCCCAACCCUCUACCCCUGAAGAUCAACCACAGCCAAAUUCAGAAUACCAAAACCAGUGCACCAGUUUCUGACCAUCACUUUAUAUUCUCUCUGUCUCUCUCUCUCGCUAUCUCUAUAUAUAGAUAUACAUGUAUACGUAUAUAUAUAUUCUAAACUCUUUCUUUAUCUCACUGGUGUUUUAUUCUUACAUAUCCGUCCCACGACCCUAUAACGCUAGUGUGCACAGGCAUUCGGCCAGUUCAACACGUCUGAGGUGUGUCAUUGUUACUCUUCCCCUCCCCAGCCGCAAGCAGCGCCUGCUCCACACCAGCCACUAGGAGGCAGCACUUGUCUGUAAGCAUGCUGAAAAAGCACAAACCAGAGACUCAAGACUCAACAGAAAGGACUCGGUCUGAGAAACGCUGUCGAUGGGACACGUUUUUUUUUUUUAAAUAUAUAAAUGCUUUACAAAUCUGCACAUGUUCCCCCUUACUUCAUGAACUCCCACUUUUUUUUAGCCGCACAUACAUCGACUGACUAUUGAUAUGAAUUGGAGAUCUAUUACAGGAUCUUGCUACUGUUCAUGACAACCCCAGCUACGUUGAACCUACUCUUCACUGUUGGCUUUUUUACGUUUCCAGCGACAUCGACUGGCCAUCGCAUCUCGAUUCUCUCAGCAUGGGCUUUUGACAGCCACAUUGACUCACCUUAAAUGUUCACAACCUCUCAUCGCUCACAUGAAGAGAUGGACACGUGCUGUAGGCUCGCAGAGUUCAUUACGACUACUACCACAGUACCGCUGGAUCCUGCCUGUAGACAAACAUAGCGUAGAUAGAGAUCGUCUUACUUUUCAUUCCAUUUCUGACUGUUUUAACGUAGUGCAGUCCCAGAUUAUGUAUUUUGCUUGGUGUUCCCUGAGGUGAAUUCUGAGCGUGGUUUAUCGAGACCGCUUCUGUCGACCCCGGACUCCAACGUGAAGCAAAUCUGACUUAUAAAUUGACAGAUUCAUUCUCAGUCAAUUUUAAGGACAUAAAAGGUUUCAGGAAUAAAAGGACCAGCAUCAAACCCUCCACUACCAGCCAAGGAGGACGGCGGAGUGCUGGGACGGACAGUCGGCAACUAGGGGGAAGAAGACAGAAGGAUGAAUGAUAUAAACCGUGAGGUCCAUGGACACACACUGACCGCUGCAGCAGGACAACUGUUUGGAAUGGCAGUAUCCUAGUUUACAUCUCUUGAACCUUUAUUUUGUCAACUUAUGUGUGUUGUGAGACUCGUUGAGGAAAGGAGGAGAUCAAGUGACGCCUGACUAGCUAUAACUUUCCUCCUCAUUUCCUCCUCUCUCUCCCUCCUUCCCCUCCCACACCGGGGAUAUGACGAAAACCCCAUCAAAGACUUUGAAGUCGUAUGCACCGCUUCCAGUCAAAAAAAAAAAUCUCUUCUUUUGGUUUGAAAUAGCAACUUUCAUGAGAUGAAAACAACCAUGUCUGUUAGUUUGUAGAAUUAACGUUUUGUUUUGGUUUUCUUUCACAAAAAAGCAACAGACAAAAAAAGGAGCAAAUUAAAUGUUGAUGGAGAAGUC
This is a messenger RNA of Rhinichthys klamathensis goyatoka, 3431 nucleotides long. It is a transcript of the gene carm1, whose product is annotated as coactivator-associated arginine methyltransferase 1. The record is from RefSeq and is a predicted model, not a curated record. The coding region runs from base 54 to 1841 and encodes 595 amino acids. The transcript has 16 exons. Lineage: Eukaryota; Metazoa; Chordata; Actinopteri; Cypriniformes; Leuciscidae. Gene Ontology annotation, biological process: peptidyl-arginine methylation. Gene Ontology annotation, molecular function: protein-arginine N-methyltransferase activity.